Molecule: messenger RNA, 810 nt
Organism: Leishmania braziliensis MHOM/BR/75/M2904
Lineage: Eukaryota; Euglenozoa; Kinetoplastea; Trypanosomatida; Trypanosomatidae
Exons: 1
Coding region: 1-810 (269 amino acids)
Biological process (GO): iron-sulfur cluster assembly
Cellular component (GO): cytoplasm; mitochondrion
Molecular function (GO): 2 iron, 2 sulfur cluster binding
Source: RefSeq, a predicted model, not a curated record
AUGGCGACCUCUGACCCCGAGACCACCGCCGCAGUCGUGAACCCCAGCCGUCCCUCUAACAGCGGCGCGAUUGCGUCUGCGUCGUCAAACAUGCCGUUGCAGACUCAGCAGCUCUACAAAUCGUCUCACAAGGGGCAGGGAACGACUCCGGUGCCAAAGUCGUAUCAGGAGGACAGACUCCAUGCCCGAAAUGUUCCUGCUAGCGAGGCCGAUGCACCUUCAUCUACUGGUGCCGAAGGGGCAGCACCGUCACCGCUGUUUGGCGCGCGCUCGUCCUGCACAGAGGACGCCGGCUCGGUUCCCCAGCGGAAGCUUUCGCCGCUUCAGAGGAGGCAGCUGCAGUUUCGCAACAAGGCUGCCUUUGCCCUUACCCCACAGGCUCUCCGGCGUGUGAAGCACCUACUCGCGCAGUACUCGACAGCGCACUCGGCCGCGGCAGUCAAGUCGCCGUUGACCAGCGAUGCCUCUGCUGCAGCUCCUUCUGGGAUCCGCAUUGGUGUGCGGCGGCGUGGUUGCAGUGGGUACAGCUACACGGUGAACUACUACUUUGACUCGGCAAAGCGCGGCGACAAGGGUGCGACUCCACCGCGCAAGAUGGCCGACUUGAUGGGGGACUUGGUCGUGGAGCAGGAUGGCAUUAAGAUCGUCGUGGAUGCUGAUGCCCACUUCUACGUGAUUGGCACGGUAAUGGACUAUGUGGUAACCAACGUUGAGGAGAAGUUCACCUUCAAGAAUCCGAACCAGAAGUACAGCUGCGGCUGCGGGGAGAGUUUCAUGCCAUUCGACGGAGAUGACGUGGACGAUGACUAG